UUUUCUUUUUUAAAAAUCCAAACAGCAAAAUUCUCACGAAAAGAAAACCUUAUCCAACAUUUUGUUUUCCACUUCACAUCAUCAAUAUCAUCUCCUUCACUUCACCUCCCUAAUAUUUUCCUUAUUCAAAUUCUGCAACUUUCUUCAAACAUUAAAAACAUCAAAAUGCAACAACAACAACAUUAACUAAAACAACAACAAUGGCAUUCACAAACAACAACAUUAAACUAUCAUCAUCAGAAUUUCCAUUCAACAAUUCAUCAUCAUCAUCACAAUUCUCACUCAUCACUCUUUCUCGCUCCUCUUUCAAUCUCUUUCUCUCUCAUCCCAAAUCCUCAUUUCCUACAAUCACUUUCUCAUCUCUCAAAACAACCCAUCAUUCAUCUCCCAACCCAACACCUCCAUGGCUCACCAAAACAACCGAUUCUCCCAAAAGGGUAUCUGAAACUACCAUCAAAGAAGAAUCUUCUCAUUUCCAACCUGAUAAACCCAAAACCCCGGUCGAAAGAAUCGUUUUUCGGUUAAGAAACUUAGGUUUAGUAGAAGAUGAUGAACAACAACAACAAAAACAAGAACAAGAAAAAGAAGUAGAAGAAGCUAAAUUGAGUGCAUUAACUGUUACUGGAGAUGAGAAAUUGAGUGAAUUGUUGAAGAGAAAAUGGGUUCGUCCUGAUGUUUUAUUGGAUGAUGAUGGUGAUGAAGAGGAGAAGAUGGUGGUUCCAUGGAAGAGAGAGGAAGAAAGAGAAAUAGGUGGUGGUGGUAGUGGUGGUGGUGAAAUUGAAGAAGAGGGGUUUAAGAAGAGGACAUUAAAGGCUCCAUCUUUGGCUGAUUUGACACUUGAAGAUGAAUUGUUGAGGAGGUUAAGGAGAGAGGGUAUGCGUGUUAGAGAGAGGGUUAAUGUACCUAAAGCUGGACUUACACAAGAGGUUAUGGAGAAGAUUCAUGAAAGGUGGAGGAGAGAAGAGUUGGUUAGGCUUAAGUUUCAUGAGGAACUUGCUAAGAAUAUGAGGAUUGCUCAUGAGAUUGUUGAGCGCCGAACAGGAGGAUUGGUUACAUGGAGAGCGGGAAGUGUUAUGAUGGUGUAUCGUGGUAAAAAUUAUCAAGGUCCUGCUUCCCCGAAGGAACUCGAUGUAGAGGAAGGUGAUGGAUUUCUUGUGCCGGAUGUCUCGUCAGGAAGUUUGUCAACAAUAAAGGACAGUGAUGCAACCACAUUCCUCGCAAAUAGUGAGUCAGUUAGGAGGAACAACAAACAGCGAGAGAACUUGACAGAAGAGGAAAUAGAGUACAAUGCACUUCUUGAUGGUUUAGGUCCUCGAUUUGUUGAAUGGUGGGGUACAGGAAUACCUCCUGUUGAUGCUGAUUUACUUCCACGUGUCGUUCCUGGUUAUAAAACACCUUAUAGGCUUCUACCUGUUGGAAUGCGUUCUCGACUAACAAGUGCAGAGUUGACUGAUUUGAGGAAAAUUGCAAAGUCACUUCCUUCUCAUUUUGCCUUAGGGAGAAAUAGAAAUCACCAAGGCCUAGCAUGCGCUAUUCUUAAGCUUUGGGAGAAGAGUUUAAUUGCAAAGAUUGCUGUUAAACCCGGUAUCCAGAAUACAAACAAUAAACUAAUGGCCGAUGAGCUUAGUACAUUAACAGGAGGUACCUUGCUGCUAAGGAAUAAAUUUUACAUUGUUAUAUAUCGUGGGAAGGACUUUGUUCCAACAACUGUGGCUGCAGUUUUAGCUGAAAGACAAGAAUUGACAAAACAAGUACAGGAUGUUGAAGAGACGGUGCGGUGCAAAACUGUUGUUGCAACUCCAUCUGGACAAGGUGAAGCAACAGCACCGGCAGGAUCUUUAGCAGAGUUCUAUGAGGCCCAGGCUCGUUGGGGAAGGGACGUAUCUACCGAAGAACGGGAGAGGAUGAUAGAAGAAGCUACCAAAGCCAAGAAUGUUAAACUUGUCAAACAAAUUGAACACAAACUCUCUCUUGCCGGGACGAAAAAGCUUCGAGCAGAAAAGCUGUUAGCCAAAAUAGAAUCAUCCAUGGUUCCAGCUGGUCCUGAUUAUGACCAGGAAAUAAUCACAGAUGAAGAACGUGUUGUGUUCCGCAGGAUUGGUUUAAGAAUGAAGCCAUACUUACCACUUGGUAUACGUGGUGUUUUUGAUGGUGUCAUUGAGAACAUGCAUUUGCAUUGGAAACACCGAGAACUUGUAAAAUUGAUAACAAAACAAAAGACUCUUGCUUUCGUCGAAGACACGGCAAGGUUACUGGAAUAUGAGAGUGGUGGAAUUCUCGUGGCAAUAGAGAAAGUUUCUAAAGAAUUUGCUCUUAUUUAUUAUCGUGGCAAAAAUUAUAAGCGGCCCAUUACUUUAAGGCCAAGAAACCUUCUAACAAAGGCAAAGGCAUUGAAGCGUUCUGUAGCCAUGCAACGGCAUGAGGCUCUGAGUAACCAUAUUACAGAAUUGGAAACAACAAUUGAACAAAUGAAACAAGAACUUGGUCUAUCUGAAGAUGAGUGGAGCAUGACGGAAGGGAAUGAAAAUCAAGAAUUUGAUCAAAGUGAAGAUGAUGAAGAUUCUGAUGGUUUUGAUGUUGAGGAAGACACGGAUUGGGAUGAUGACGAGGACCCUGAGGUUUCCGAACUCCACAUCGACGAGCAUCCUUGAAGACUGGUUGCCAUAUUUUUGUCGAAGUUUCAUGAUGACAGCUGCAAUUUCCUGCAGCUAGAUAGGUAUCAAUUUUGUUAUUUAAUUUUGAUCACAUAGCUCAUAAGUUUUCAAAAGUUUACAAUAUACAAUAGUUAAGGGAAAAAUGAUCUCUUCGGCUAUGUGAUUCCGAUGCUUUAGGGUAUCCAAAACGCAGGCUGAGUUUCAGCAACUUGAGUCGUUCUUCUUCUAUUUGCACAUUCUUAGAGCUGAAAAUAUGGAGUGUGAUUAAUUCAGAGUUCUACAAAGACGUGCCUACAGCAGCAAAAAAUCGUCACCGAUUACCUUAUUGCCCCGGGCUUUCAUUUGAAUGACACUUAAUCUUUCACUGUUUUUUUUUUUUUUUUUUUUUGAAAUAGUAACAUAGGAUGCUAGCUGAAUUUUGAGUAGCAUGAUGGACAAACACUAUGCUGUAUACUGGACUCUGCCUGUCAUUGUUAUUGACAUGAUUAUUGUAAAUUUUUCUUCACAUUGUAAUAGGCUAUACUCAUUUAGGUAGUUCAAAACUGGUAAAGGAUGUUGCACUCCUGUUCUUACUGUUGUGACAUUAUUUUGGCUUAAUGAGAUGUACCAUAAAUGUGGAGUAAACAAUAAA
Messenger RNA from Trifolium pratense (red clover), 3285 nucleotides. RefSeq names its product CRM-domain containing factor CFM3, chloroplastic/mitochondrial. The coding region runs from base 201 to 2651 and encodes 816 amino acids. The transcript has 9 exons. Gene Ontology annotation, molecular function: mRNA binding. NCBI's taxonomy places the organism in Eukaryota, Viridiplantae, Streptophyta, Magnoliopsida, Fabales, Fabaceae. Gene Ontology annotation, biological process: RNA splicing, via transesterification reactions. The record is from RefSeq and is a predicted model, not a curated record.